AUGGAGAUUCAGGCACACUACCAAACUUUCGUGUAUAUCUUUUUAGUUAUUUUAAUUGGUUUUCUUAUCAAUGUAAAUACACAAGAUUUUACUUUUACAUAUAAUGAGAAAAGUGUGAAUAAUUUUACCAGAAAAUUUUUCGUUAAAACUAUUGAUUCGCUUUCUGAUGGAACAGUCAUUGUUCGCAUCAUGAAAGAAAAGAAUAAAGACGAUCAGAAUCAGACAACAUAUUAUGAACCAAAAUUGUUAUUGCGCUUUAUUCUUCCUAAUGGAAGUGUGACUGAAAUAAAUAAUGUGAUUGAAAAAAAUAAUGGAAGUGUGACUGAAAUAAAUAUACCUUAUUAUAAUUUUAAUUAUCCUAGUUAUGCUUUAGGAAGUAAUGGAUAUAAAAGUGAUGAUAAAUUCAAUCCUCUGGACUCCUAUCCGCUAUUUGAUAAUUACAUUCUGAUAGUGUACACAAAUGCCAGUGAUUGGAAUAAUAAUACAACAUUUGUAGAUCAGGGAAUGAUUAUUGAUUGGACUGGAACAAAAAAGAGUGACAUAAAAUUCGGGGAAUCUUAUAUCGAUCGUAAUUCUACGUUGAUGCCAAAUCAAGCUACAUUCGCAAUGAAUUCUGAUCGAACGAAAGGGUUUUUACGCUUUUCACCAAUAAGAGGAUCAAAUGAUGCUGAAUGGAAGCAAUAUUUUGUCAAUUAUACAGGACAUUUAAGCUUGAUAGGUUCGGGCAUUAUAUCAAACUUUUUUUCUAAUCGGGAUCAUAGUGAUGCAAAUUAUACAAUAUUCUCGACUACCAAUAAUGAUUAUGUUAUA
Cetraspora pellucida is the source of this 810-nucleotide messenger RNA. NCBI's taxonomy places the organism in Eukaryota, Fungi, Glomeromycota, Glomeromycetes, Diversisporales, Gigasporaceae. The record is from the annotation of a GenBank genome assembly.